AGUGAUAUGUAAAUUAGGUGUUGUAUCCGACCUAUUGAAUGUGCGUUAUGUAAAUGAGCGGAGCUGGUCGUUCCCGUCAGUAGAGUGUAUAGAGUAUUCAGGGCAGCAGUAGACUUGGGUAUGUGAGUUAUAAUAAAGUUAUUACCGAACAUGACCGUGUAGUGUUUACGUGUUUAUUUAUACUGGAUAUUUACAUACGUGGCGUGUGGUGUGCAGGACAAACGGACACACAAUGAAGUAUAAAAACCAGAUGGCGAAGGCACUGUACGACAACAUGCCUGAGUCUCCAGAGGAGCUGGCGUUCCGCAAAGGUGACAUCCUGACAGUGAUUGAGCAGAACACAGGCGGUCUGGAAGGCUGGUGGCUCUGCUCGCUGCACGGGCGCCAGGGCAUCGCUCCAGGAAACCGCCUCAAACUCCUCAUUACGCCCACCUUCGAGGGCAAUAUGGCAUCCACGCCCUCAGUGUCACCAAACCUGGCCCAUCAGCAGCAGAGGCCCAGAACCCCCCAGGGAAUGUACCAGCCCACCCAGGGGUGCCAAACCCAGGGCAUCUAUCAAGUACCCCCCAGCCAGGAUGUGUACCAGGUCCCACAGAGGAGCACACCGGCAGCUGAGGGAAUGUCAUGCAAGGUCAUGACCCCAACACGAGUUGGACAGGCAUACAUUUAUAGCCCUCCACCCAGCAACUCUCAGGACCUCUAUGAUGUUCCUCCCAUGAGAACUCAGGGGGUGUAUGACAUACCAGCAGGUAGACAGAAAGGAAAGCAUGCAAGUCCUCAAAGCCAAGGUCUUUAUGACGUUCCUCCUGCACAGGACACAAGGAAUCAGGGAGUGUAUGACAUCCCACCACCAUCACAAGGGGUUUAUUCCAUACCACCUUGUAAAAGUAACUCCAAUCAAGAUGAGAGCAAUUAUGACUUUCCCCAGCCUCACAAAAAGAAGCCAGAGGGUGUUUACGAUGUCCCACCUAUGUCCAUGUCCAAAUCCACCCACUCAAACUACGACUUUCCUCCAGCUAACUGCAGCAGUGCUAACUAUGACACUCCUCCUAGCCAGUUUAAUUCUGGAGCAUCCCAAGAUUUAUACGACGUCCCACGUGGGAUUCAGCUGCAAACACAGUGCAGGGAACGUGAUCGCAGCAAGGGGAUCUACGAUGUCCCACCCCCUGAUUCUCGUUUGCUGGCUGAUGUGACUGACGGCAUGAACCGCUUAUCACUUUCCAGCACAGGAAGUAGCAUGUCCACAUCUUCAUCUUCAGCUGGCACGCCAGCAGACGGUCGUCUCAUGCUUGACCUAGAUUCUGCCUUACAGAAGCUCAACUGCCUGCAGCAGGGCCUGGAGUCCUCGCUCUCCUCUCUGCACAGCCUGACCUCCUCACCCAGCUGGAGAAGUCAUGGCUUAAUGGGACAGUAUGCUAAUGAAGUGCGGUCCACUAUGGAGCGUGUUCGUAGCACUCUUGCUGAAUUCCUUGCUUUUGGUAAAGGCACCGCAGCCAAUGCGACAACACUAUCGGAUCCAGCACUUCACUCUAAACUGAGAAAGCAGCUGCAAAGGCUGGAGGACUCGCAGCAGAUCCUGCAGAAAAGCCUGGAAAACAGUAGCUGGGUAUUAAUGACCAGUAAGCAGCAGAGUAAAAGUGAUGAACUGGACCGCUUUGUUAUGGUGGCACACACUCUUCCUGAUGACGCCAAGCAGUUGGUGUCCAUGAUAGGGGGCAAUGCUGAGAUGCUAUUCCGCAGGGCACCUAUAGAGGGUGUUGUUCACCCUUUUACUUGCAACCAAAUAGAAGAGGAAAGCUACAGUGGCCAUACAAAACCAUUUCCUGUGGUUGAGGACAGUGAAAAGUGUGUGAAAAGCUGGAUGGAGGACUACGAUUACGUCCAUUUGCAGGGUAAAGAGGAAUUUGAGCGUCAUCAGAAGGAGCUUUUAGAAAAGGAGAACAUUAUGAACCAGAGCAAGGUCAAACUGGGACAGGAGCAGCUGAAUCAGUUUAAGCAGCUGGAGCAGGAGGCCAUUAAACCUGUCGAUAAUGACAUCACACAGUUUAUCUCACAUCAGCACUCCACAGGCUUUUUCUCUCCAUCAGACUCCUCCUCCACGUCCUCCGCUGGGAGUGGAGCUCAUUUGUGUGUGCGUGACCAGCAGCUGCUGGCUUUCUACGGCGAGCAGUGUGAGCAGCACUUUGUGACUCUCCUGAAUGCCGUGGACGCGUUCUUUAGCAGCGUGGCAGCUGGCCAGCCUCCACGGAUCUUCGUGGCUCACGCUAAAUUCGUCAUCCUCAGCGCUCAUAAGCUUGUAUUUAUUGGAGAUACUUUGUCACGGCAGGUCACUAUGUCUGAUGUGGCCAAUCGGGUGAUGGACUCUAGCAACGUACUAUGCGAGCUGCUCAAAACAGUGGUGGGUUCAACCAAAAUGGCGGCCCUGCAUUACCCCAACACUCCGGUAGUGCAGGAGAUGGUGGACCGAGUCAGGGACCUCUCACAUCAUGCACAGCAGUUUAAAAUGCAGCUCUUACAAAUGGCUGCUUUGUGAUUUGUUGUGUGUGUGUGUCUGUGUGCCUGUGUGUGUGUGUGUGUUCUAGGUUAAAUAAUAAACGAUAUAUAUUCUGUAUGUAUUAUGCACAUUGACAAAUGCUGGCUUUGUAAAUAGUUCUGUUCCAGUAUCCUGUGUAAAUAUCUGUCUCUAUUUUGUUUAGAUUUGUUUUAUAUAAGAAGAAUGAUACGGAUUAUAUAUGACUGUAAAAUUGCUUUCUAAAGCAGUAAUGCUAACAUUAUAAUUAUAAUAAUGUGCACAUUAUCAAUCUGCUCUUAUGACCGGUAGUUUAAAGCUGCUCUUUCUACUGGAAAAAAGUCUCUCAGACAUUUCAUGAAACUUGCUGCAUUUUUAACGAUGUACGUAAAAGUAAAAGACUCAUUUACUAGAUGA
Tachysurus vachellii is the source of this 2926-nucleotide messenger RNA. RefSeq names its product neural precursor cell expressed, developmentally down-regulated 9 (gene nedd9). The record is from RefSeq and is a predicted model, not a curated record. Gene Ontology annotation, cellular component: plasma membrane; cytoplasm. Lineage: Eukaryota; Metazoa; Chordata; Actinopteri; Siluriformes; Bagridae. Gene Ontology annotation, molecular function: protein binding. The transcript is spliced from 7 exons. Gene Ontology annotation, biological process: cell migration; cell surface receptor protein tyrosine kinase signaling pathway. Bases 233 to 2533 code for a protein of 766 amino acids.